Molecule: messenger RNA, 174 nt
Organism: Arabidopsis thaliana (thale cress)
Lineage: Eukaryota; Viridiplantae; Streptophyta; Magnoliopsida; Brassicales; Brassicaceae
Exons: 1
Coding region: 1-174 (57 amino acids)
Source: RefSeq, marked reviewed
AUGAUGUUUUGGACAGCCUCGUCGUGCGGACUGGUCUUGGUUCUAUCUCUUGCACAAAUCUUACGUGUCAGAAGACGGUUGGCUUACGCAGUAGCUGGUCAAGUUCACUUAGAUCAGCAUAGACGAUUUCUAAUGUUCUUUUUUUUUUAUUAUGGUUUAAUACACCUAAAUUAA